Physcomitrium patens is the source of this 1030-nucleotide messenger RNA. RefSeq lists its product as uncharacterized. The record is from RefSeq and is a predicted model, not a curated record. Lineage: Eukaryota; Viridiplantae; Streptophyta; Bryopsida; Funariales; Funariaceae.
GCGAUUCUAUCCGAGUCUCACUCGCUGCGUCAGCCUCUGGAUUGCAUGCUUGCAUUGCAGUGCUGUCGCUCGCCGUGAAUCCGAUCUCCGAAUGCUUGUUUGUAUUAGUCUUCAGUCUGAAUUAGGGUUAUCACGCGCAUUGAAGCCUUUGUGUGGGGUUUUAGGAAUUUGGGGUUUCGUAGAGGAAGAUAGCCAUGGCCACCAGGGCUCUGCGAGUAUUGCGUCGGCCUCUGUACUCCUCGUUAUGCCGAUUGCGCACAUUGUCGUUCAUGCCGCCUUCAUCCUCGACAAUUUUCAGUUCUCGAGAGUUGCCUCCUUCUUGGGUGUUGAAUCAGAGGCAGUCGCUGCAUAAGCUGACCACGCAGUCUACUUCCUUUGCCUCUUCGUUACGACAUUUCGCUUCAAGUCCAGGUGGAACUUCUGCAGUUAUUGAGGUGUCAACCGCGGAUGAAUACAAGAGGCUGCUGAAUGAAGCCAAAGAAGACAAAAAGCUCGCCGUGGUUUAUUUUACAGCCAAGUGGUGUGGCCCCUGUCGACACAUAUCUCCAGUGGUGAAUACCUUAAGUCAGGAGUUUGGUGAUGUCAAAUUUUUGAAAGUUGAUUUGGAUGAGCCAGAGCUUCAAAAGACUAUUGAAAUGGCGGGCAUUGCCGCUGUGCCCUCUUUUCAAUUCCACCUUAAGGGCAACAUGGUCUCAGGAUUCAGUGGAGCAGACUCGAAUAAGCUAAAAGACACGGUUCAGGAGCUUUUGGAGGAAGCCAAAGCUUAAGCAGAAUCCUGGUGUGUCAAACCUGCGUCCAGUGCUUACUCGUAGAAAAUAAUGGUCUUAAUAGGUGUUCACCUGAAGCUGUAGAUCGGUUUAUGUCUUUGUUGGUGGGUGCUGCAGACGUAAACCGGCACUUUGUCAUGAAGUGUAUGCAUCCUCAGAAGCAACUUUCAGUUCUGACGAGAUCUAAAAUCAGGCUACGGAAUCAUUUGUGCUUCCGAUUGGUCAACCUCUCUUAAGUGUUGCAUUUUCACUUUAUUUCUGAA